AUGGUGCUGAAUUUAGACCACCGACCUAACUUCAUACAGUCGUUUGUAUUUUUGGAUAUUGAAGCCAGCGGAAUAUUCCCUGUAGAUCAUAUGAAUCCAAUGGAGGGUCCUCCUAUACCAGCAAAUUGUCGGCAAGCUCCACACGCAAUGGAAAUCAGUCUUGUCUCGAUAACUCGAAAGGCAAUUCUGUCUGGAAUUAGGAGGAUGCACUCAUUAAUUCAGAACUCCGAUGAUGUGGAAUCAUCGGGCACUUGUCGAAUUAGUGAUAUCCGAUUUCCAGCCAACGUUUAUACUGCACAGGUUUUCUUUUUGUAG
Messenger RNA from Gongylonema pulchrum, 315 nucleotides. The record is from the annotation of a GenBank genome assembly. NCBI's taxonomy places the organism in Eukaryota, Metazoa, Nematoda, Chromadorea, Rhabditida, Gongylonematidae.